Messenger RNA from Drosophila gunungcola (fruit fly), 815 nucleotides. RefSeq lists its product as uncharacterized. Lineage: Eukaryota; Metazoa; Arthropoda; Insecta; Diptera; Drosophilidae. Bases 84 to 728 code for a protein of 214 amino acids. The record is from RefSeq and is a predicted model, not a curated record. The transcript has 2 exons.
CGAAGAGAGUGCCCCAUUACCAGUAGUCUGCAGUUGGCGCCCACUUUUGCUCAGUCGUCUGAGAACGGUGCAACGGAUUAAACAUGCUCGAGACUUCGAUCUCAUUUACAAUUUUCCACCUGCUCUGGCUGGUGUCCUUCGGUGUGGCUUACAGCCUUCCGCCGGUGGUGCAGCUGGGCGGUGCAAUUGUGGCUGCCGUGGAGCAGGACGCCGAGCAGGAAGCUGCCACCGAGGAGCGGCAGCGAGUGGAGCGGGAGUGGCUAACGAAAGCCGAAACCCAAUUGCACAGCCUGAUCAAUGACGAUGUGAGUGUAGAGGAGGUAAACAACAUGCUGGAUAGCUGGUCAACAGAAGGUCGCGGCAAGAACAAAAAGCAGAAAAAACUUAUGAAAAUGAUUUAUCCGUUACUGGCUGCCGCAGCUGUUGCUAAAGUAGUAUUGCUGCCAUUGGUCCUUAAAUGGCUGACUGCACUUUCGGCUUCGUCGUUUGUUAUGGGAAAAAUUGCGUUGGCCACCUCUGGACUAUUGGCGCUCAGAUAUAUACUAUCCGGAGGACAUGGCCACGAUCGCCUGGAGAUCAUUCAUUCUCAUGGACCAGCCGUAAAGGGUUUACAUGGCACUGACCUCUCCGCCGGCGCAAGCAAUUGGAUGCCUAUUCGACAGCCUUUUAUACCCCUAGGAAUAUCAAAAGAUCAUAACUUUGAAAACCUGUACAAGCCAUUUUUAUAGACCCAACCGCAAUGAGAGUAAAAGUGUUUGGGAUAGAGAAAGGGCAAUAAAUGCUGUUCCCAUAAAAAAGUUCUUAUUAAAUUUGAA